CCCCCCCCCCCCCGUCCUUUUCUUCCUGAUCAUCUCCUCCCUGGUCUCUUGGAGUGCUUGCUCAUUUUCUCCUUUUCUUUCCUCUCUUCUCCUAUUCAAUCCUCCUUUAUUCACCAUGUUGUCCACCCUCAGAAUCGCCAGCCGUAAGGCUGCUACCCGUGACGCUAGUGUGCGCACCGUUAUUGUCGGCGCCAGACACGCCUCCGCCUGGUCCAACGUGCCUCAGGGUCCUCCCGAUGCUAUCCUGGGUAUCACCGAGGCCUACAAGGCCGACACCUUCCAGGAGAAGAUCAACCUGGGUGUCGGUGCUUACCGUGAUGACAAGGGCAAGCCCUACGUCCUGCCUUCCGUCCGUGCUGCGGAGGACAAGGUUGUCGCCUCCGGCUACGACAAGGAAUACGCUGGUAUCACCGGUAUCCCUGCCUUCACCAAGGCUGCUGCUGAGCUGGCCUACGGUUCCGACUCCGCCGUCCUCAAGGAGGACCGUCUCGUCAUCACCCAGACCAUCUCCGGUACCGGUGCUCUGAGAAUCGGUGGUGCUUUCCUGCAGCGCUUCUACCCUCACGCGAAGAAGGUCUACCUUCCCACCCCCAGCUGGGCCAACCACGCCGCUGUCUUCAAGGACUCUGGUCUGGAGGUCGGACAGUACCGCUACUAUAACAAGGACACCAUUGGCCUCGACUUCGAGGGCCUGCUGGCCGACAUCAAGGCUGCUCCCGAGAACAGCAUCAUCCUUCUCCACGCCUGCGCUCACAACCCCACCGGUGUCGACCCCACCCAGGACCAAUGGCGCCAGAUCAGCGACGUCAUGAAGCAGAAGGGUCACUUUGCCUUCUUCGACAUGGCCUACCAGGGCUUUGCCAGUGGUAACGCUGACCAGGAUGCUUUUGCUCCCCGUCACUUUGUGAAGGAGGGCCACAACAUUGCUCUCUGCCAGAGUUUCGCCAAGAACAUGGUAAGACAGACGCUGGAUUGGUAUGGUCUGUACGGCGAGCGUGUCGGUGCCUUUUCUCUCGUCUGCGAGUCCGCCGAGGAGAAGAAGCGUGUGGAUUCUCAGAUCAAGAUCCUCAUCCGUCCCUUCUACUCCAACCCUCCCAUCCACGGUGCCCGCAUCGCCUCGACCAUCAUGAACGACGCCAAGCUCAACGAGCAAUGGCUGGGUGAGGUCAAGGGCAUGGCCGACCGCAUCAUCGAGAUGCGUGCUCUCCUCCGCAAGAACCUGGAGGAGCUUGGCAGCAAGCACGACUGGUCUCACAUCACCAGCCAGAUCGGCAUGUUCGCCUACACUGGUCUCAAGCCCGAGCAGAUGGACGCUCUGGCCAAGGAGCACUCCGUCUACGCCACCAAGGACGGCCGUAUCUCCGUGGCCGGUAUCACCAGCGGCAACGUCAAGCGUCUCGCCGAGUCCAUCUACAAGAUCACCGGUUAAAUGAGCAGCCACGGAGGGGACCAUUUGCUCAUAAAAAACGUAGAUCAGGGAUUGGUGUCCCGUUGUACUGAUAUCCAUGUGUGACAUUAGCAUAUCUAAAGUAUCUAAGCAAGUUUCAACGAUUUGGAUGACAUUAUCGCUGUCCAGCAU
This is a messenger RNA of Aspergillus neoniger CBS 115656, 1579 nucleotides long. RefSeq names its product putative aspartate aminotransferase. The transcript has 6 exons. Gene Ontology annotation, cellular component: mitochondrion. NCBI's taxonomy places the organism in Eukaryota, Fungi, Ascomycota, Eurotiomycetes, Eurotiales, Aspergillaceae. The record is from RefSeq and is a predicted model, not a curated record. Gene Ontology annotation, biological process: biosynthetic process; L-aspartate catabolic process. Gene Ontology annotation, molecular function: L-aspartate:2-oxoglutarate transaminase activity; pyridoxal phosphate binding. Bases 116 to 1429 code for a protein of 437 amino acids.